AUGUAUGGUCUCAAGCACUUGCCUCUUCUCGCUUUGACCCUCUUUUCAUCGGGCAGCUUUGCCAAGUCGACGACGAUCGGUCUGCAAACUGCCAAAGGUAGUCGGUCGGUGAGUGUGCCGCUGGACACUUGUCACCUCAUUGAUGAGGACGAGGUGUACACUGUCUUUACUUCACGUUACUGCCGCGUCUUCGUGGGCACUGUGUGUAAUGGACGUCAAACACUGCUUGGGAAGGGGGAACACUCUACGGAAAUCCCUGUGCCUCUUGGGAGUGUGUAUUGCGAGUCGUGA
Messenger RNA from Aspergillus tanneri, 291 nucleotides. RefSeq lists its product as uncharacterized. Bases 1 to 291 code for a protein of 96 amino acids. NCBI's taxonomy places the organism in Eukaryota, Fungi, Ascomycota, Eurotiomycetes, Eurotiales, Aspergillaceae. The record is from RefSeq and is a predicted model, not a curated record. The transcript is spliced from 4 exons.